AUGCGAGUGAAGCCAAGAGUGCUGUCACAAGGGUCCAAAGCCAUGUAAAAAGGAAUAAUCAUUACUCAUAAGCCAUGCUAAAUCAGCAUCUUUUCCAGUCAUCUUCUACCAUGUAAAUACAGCACUCAUCAUCAACAAUCCUCUUGAAGACCUGCCUCAUUAACAGUCAAUCUGACCUUCUCCCAAAAUCACAUCUCAGUCAUGGCCUUCUCUACAACAAUCUCUUUCUAUGACAAUUCGCUUCUCCUCAAAAAACCCGUCAAUGGCCUCAUAAACAACCAGCCGAGAACCCCAUUAGGCCACCUCAAAUUUACGCCCUUGAAAAUUCAAGCCACCUAUGUUGCAAGCCCAUCUUUCAAACACUCAUUCCAAUCCCAAGAAAUGGGCAAUAAGUCACAGAAGGUCCCUUCACCAGCGUUCGAAUUUAAGGAGUACAUGAUCAACAAGGCAAAUCAAGUGAACAAAGCACUGGAUGAGGCAGUACCCUUGCAACAUCCCCAGAAAAUCAAUGAAGCCAUGAGAUAUUCUCUGCUCGCGGGUGGAAAGCGUGUACGUCCAAUUUUAUGCAUUGCUUCGUGUGAAUUAGUGGGAGGAGAUGAGGGGUUAGCAAUGCCAGCGGCUUGUGCACUGGAGAUGAUCCACACCAUGUCAUUAAUCCAUGAUGAUCUUCCCUGUAUGGACAACGAUGAUCUCCGACGAGGUAAGCCCACAAGUCAUAAAAUAUUCGGCGAAGAUACUGCAGUUCUUGCUGGCGAUGCACUCCUAUCACUUGCCUUUGAGCACGUAGCUAGGAACACCAAGAAUGUUUCAUCGGACCGUGUGGUCCAAGCCAUUGCUGAGCUUGGAUCAACAGUUGGAUCAAAAGGUCUUGUGGCAGGUCAGAUUGUGGACAUUGACAGUGAAGGUAAAGAAGUGAGUUUGAGCACAUUGGAGUAUAUUCAUGUCCAUAAAACAGCAAAGCUUUUAGAGGCAGCGGUUGUUUGUGGGGCGAUAAUGGGAGGCGCAGAUGCUACAAGUGUCGAAAGACUUAGGAAAUAUGCCAGGUCUAUCGGGUUGCUGUUUCAGGUGGUGGAUGAUAUACUGGAUGUGACCAAGUCCUCAGAGGAACUGGGGAAGACAGCCGGAAAGGAUCUGGCGAGUGACAAGGCGACCUACCCCAAGCUGAUGGGCAUAGACGAGGCCAAGAAAUUUGCUGCCCAAUUGGUUGAUGAAGCCAAUCAAGGCCUUGCUUUCUUCGAUCAUGUCAAGGCUGCCCCAUUAUACCAUUUUGCUAACUAUAUUGCUACUCGACAAAAUUAACGGGGUUUUUGAUUUUAUAUAUAUAUAUAUAUA
This is a messenger RNA of Populus euphratica (Euphrates poplar), 1332 nucleotides long. Its product is annotated as geranylgeranyl pyrophosphate synthase, chloroplastic-like. The transcript has a single exon. The record is from RefSeq and is a predicted model, not a curated record. Gene Ontology annotation, biological process: isoprenoid biosynthetic process. The coding region runs from base 202 to 1299 and encodes 365 amino acids. NCBI's taxonomy places the organism in Eukaryota, Viridiplantae, Streptophyta, Magnoliopsida, Malpighiales, Salicaceae. Gene Ontology annotation, molecular function: prenyltransferase activity.